CAGGUGUUUAGUAAACACUCGUGCUUUAAACUAAUUACAGUUUCAAAUGUACUUCGAACGUUUACAGCAGCAGCAAUACGUGUUCCUUGUGGGCAUUCUAUUAUGGCACUCAAUCGCAUCGCUAGCCAGAAACUGUUGCACAGUGGGCGAAACCCAGGAGGAUCCCAACGAUGGCCAGAGCUAUUAUGUCUGCUGCGGUGGAACUUUAGUUCAUAAGACCUGUAAAAGCGGUAGCUAUUGGAAUGCCACGAUGCAAUCUUGUAAAUCAGAUGCGGCUGAAUGUAGGGAGAACGAUAUUCAACUCGAUCCGCAAGACUGUGCGGCCUAUUUUCUGUGUGUGAUGGGACAAUUCGUGAGUCAGAAAUGUGCCCAUGGCACUUACUUUGAUACAACAAUCAAGGCGUGUGUAGGGGAUACCAAACAUAAUUGUAAAACGACAUCGAAAUGAGUAUCUAAUUGAAAUUGCAA
Messenger RNA from Drosophila navojoa, 468 nucleotides. RefSeq lists its product as uncharacterized. The record is from RefSeq and is a predicted model, not a curated record. NCBI's taxonomy places the organism in Eukaryota, Metazoa, Arthropoda, Insecta, Diptera, Drosophilidae.